Aedes albopictus (Asian tiger mosquito) is the source of this 5168-nucleotide messenger RNA. RefSeq names its product acetylcholine receptor subunit alpha-like (gene nAChRalpha4). The transcript is spliced from 13 exons. The record is from RefSeq and is a predicted model, not a curated record. Lineage: Eukaryota; Metazoa; Arthropoda; Insecta; Diptera; Culicidae. Gene Ontology annotation, molecular function: acetylcholine-gated monoatomic cation-selective channel activity; transmembrane signaling receptor activity. Gene Ontology annotation, cellular component: neuron projection; plasma membrane; postsynaptic membrane. The coding region runs from base 296 to 1972 and encodes 558 amino acids. Gene Ontology annotation, biological process: chemical synaptic transmission; monoatomic ion transmembrane transport; regulation of membrane potential.
CGUCGGAUAAAAUCCAAAAUUUUCAGUGACCAUCGAAGUGUUGGCACGGUCAGUCGAAAAAAGUUCAUCUUCCGUAUAGUUUUCAAGUGAUUAACAGUAGAUGUGAAAAAAUUUAGACAAAGUGAUGGUUGCUUGAUUUUUUUUUCUCAAAAACAGGGAUCAAAAGGGACUUAAGCAAAAGUUAGCAUAAUACUUUAUGUGCAGAUGGUACGCUGCACUAAGGCUUUGAACUUGAUGCAUACUAUAUACAACCCGUGACUAUAACGUGAAAUUGUGCUUCACUUCUAUUAACAAGAUGAAAAAAAUGUCACCAAGUGCUGGAGAAACAUUACGUGCUUGGCUUUUAUCGGCGCUUGUAGUACAUGGAGCAGUAGCCGGAAAUCCCGAUGCCAAGCGACUGUAUGACGAUUUGCUCAGCAAUUAUAACAAAUUAGUGCGACCUGUCGUAAACACCUCCGAUGUGUUAAGAGUAUGCAUCAAACUGAAAUUGUCACAGCUAAUUGAUGUGAACCUCAAAAAUCAAAUUAUGACUACAAACCUUUGGGUAGAACAAUCCUGGUAUGACUACAAACUUCGCUGGGAACCAAAGGAAUAUGGAGGAGUUCAAAUGCUGCAUGUUCCAUCAGACCACAUAUGGCGUCCAGACAUUGUAUUAUAUAACAAUGCUGAUGGUCAUUAUGAAGUAACUUUAAUGACCAAAGCAACAGUAUAUAAUACUGGUCUGGUUAUUUGGCAGCCCCCUGCAGUGUACAAAUCGUCGUGCUCAAUAGAUGUUGAAUAUUUUCCAUAUGAUGUACAAACAUGUGUCUUAAAAUUAGGAAGCUGGACCUAUGAUGGUUUUAAGGUUGACUUACGUCACAUGGACGAACAGUCGGGAAGUAACAUAGUGGAUGUCGGAGUAGACCUGUCCGAGUUCUACAUGUCGGUCGAAUGGGAUAUCUUGGAAGUACCAGCAGUUCGCAAUGAAAAAUUUUACACAUGCUGUGAUGAGCCUUACCUUGAUAUAACAUUCAACAUAACAAUGAGGCGUAAGACGUUGUUCUAUACCGUGAACAUCAUAAUUCCAUGUAUGGGUAUAUCGUUUUUAACUGUCUUAACAUUCUACCUUCCAUCUGAUAGUGGGGAAAAGGUUACACUUUCGAUAUCAAUUUUAAUUAGUCUCCAUGUGUUCUUCCUCCUGGUUGUUGAGAUCAUCCCACCAACGUCACUGGUAGUGCCUUUGCUGGGGAAAUAUUUAAUAUUUGCCAUGAUUUUAGUAUCUAUAAGUAUAUGCGUUACGGUCGUAGUAUUGAACGUUCACUUCAGAUCACCGCAAACGCAUCGCAUGGCCCCAUGGGUUAAAACGUUCUUCAUUGAUUUCCUUCCUCGAUUUUUAUUCAUGAAGAGACCGGCAUACAUUGAGAAUCACAGAAAAUUGUUGCCAAAACAUCCAAAAGUUUGCUUUUAUCCUUAUUAUUCGACCACCGCAUUAAAUCGCCUUAAAGAUCGUUUACAUAUUUGGACAUCAUCUAAAGAUGAUCAAUCUCCACUAAGUCUAUCAGGGACCGGCCCAUUUGGAGGAAGCUGCCAGAUUCACGGUCCUUUGGCAGUUCCACAUUCAGAGUCGGAAGAGUUGUCAUUAUCGACUGCAGCGGAUACAGCAGUUCCAUCCGGCAUCAAGAGUCCGGUUUUCAAGCAGCCAUCAUUUUCGCACUCUAGCUGCCCCAUCGAGGUUCAUCGAAGUUGCUUCUGUGUGCGGUUUAUUGCCGAGCACACUAAAAUGUUAGAGGAUUCUACGAAGGUGAAAGAGGACUGGAAAUACGUUGCGAUGGUUUUGGAUCGGUUAUUUUUAUGGAUAUUUACGUUAGCGGUACUAGCUGGAACCGCCGGCAUUAUACUACAAGCUCCAACAUUAUACGACGAUCGAAUACCUAUCGACAAAACAUUUGAUGAAUUAGCUACAUCCACAGUAGUUCGGUGUCCACCACAAUAGCAAACAAGGACCAGCCUGGAAACACUUUUGAUCUUAUUAGGGUGUGCUGCAGGAAUGAGUGCCUGUGUUUUGGUGUAUGAAAGAGUUUUUAAUGGCCGAUUUAUGUAAUAUUUGUUAUGAAACUAAACAGUUUAGUUGAAAUAUUUUUCAAUUUAUUAUGUCUGUCAUAUUUUCCUUCCAAUGUUUGGCAUAAUUAUUGAUCUGAAGAAAUCUGUUUUUGCAGUAUCAAAACAAGUUAUUUAUUUUAUACUAAAACUUAAUUAUAUGUGAAAAUAAAACUGCCGUAAAAAUAAAUGGAACAUGUGUUAUGAAACUGCUGUUACAAUGAAUGCUUUAACAAUCAUCCACGAUAGAACAUUGUUUGCUCAAUAUUAAGUUAGAAUGUUUAUGGACAAUAAAAUGUAUAUGCACAUUUUUAUCAGGUUCUUCUUACAAUCCACACUACGUUAAAAAAUAAUAUUAUUUUUAUUAAUGGACGUUAGACAUGCCACACAAAUUAUGGAACAAAAAAUUUGAUUGUUGCCAACUCGCUUCCCAUUCCCCCUCUUGAACAUAUUUUGUAUAACAAUAAAAUAUAUUUGUAUGGAUCGUCACCCCGUUCUAGUCUCGCAACAAUAAACACCCAUCCCUUCCCUUAGACCGUAACGUACUUUUACAAAAAGUCAUAAGUUUUAGCUUAUCUUAUUCAAGUUUUUUUAAUUCGGCUUUACCUCAAUACUGCACAACCAGUUAAAAUAUUGUUUGAUCAAAAUGGCCGUCAUUUACGAUUGUUUUAAUUGAAAACUCGUGGCCAUUUUUAUGUGAACAUCAGUCACAGAAUUUCAAGUGACUCAAGUAAGAUUUUAAAGUAUCGGAUGCUGGUGAUGCUCUUGAAGUGAAAAGUAGACAUCAUCUUCAAUUUAAUAUAUUGACAGUUAACAAUUACACAUAGGGCAUGAACGAUUACCAAAGCUCCAAAAUGUUCGAAUACUAAGAGCGGUUCGAAUAAAAUAGGCAUAUACUUAGAAACAAAAGUAGCAUUGUGAAGAAUAAUCGUUGUGAUAUGUUAUAGGGAGGAGAUGCAUUUGGAUUACGAUUGCAUUAUAGACAAAUGAGCGUAUCACACGAAAAACAAAUGAGUUUAAUAACAUCGUCAUGAAAACAUUGUGUUCCGCAAACCGCUAAGUAGGUGAGCAAACGUUAAACAUGAAAAACGAUGUGAGCGUCGUGAACGAGAGAUUUGCGAGUUAAAGAAAAUUUGAACUAACCGCUAGGAAGUGAGUAGGGUGAGACGUCUGUUUGUCUAAAUUAUUGUGCAACUAUAUCCAAAAUAGAACUACUGCCCAAAAGGGUCUCCUCUCUAUCAGUUAGCAUUUUGUGUACAUUUUUUUAUGGAUGAAAAUGUUUAUAUACGUAUGUAUAUCUUUGAUCAAACUGCAUCAAAUCGCAUAUUUAUAACAUCUGCAUAAACACCAGGCAUAGCUGUCAGCACAGGACGCCAACAUUUCUAAAUAUGCCGUUAUAUGAAAUACACUGACAUUCCGCAUAUUUGUUUUUCUAUUAAACAUACUUUUAACUCAAAACAGAUACGGACAUAACUUUUUUGAAUUGUACACGUUGUACACAUUUUACAUUCAUUUUAGAUUUUUUACGUUAUAUUCAUUGCUUACAUGAAUUAUGUAUUAUUAUUAUCUUUUCAUAUUACAUUAUAUAAAUUUUUAUUUGCGGUGUUUAUUCACUAUUAGUGUAUGUAUUUGUAUUUAUUUAGUUAGAUCAACAUGACACAAAUGAACAAUACGUAAUGUAAAGUGUAUUAUUUUUGGUAACGAUUAAACCCAAACAUUAUUUUGCAUUGCGUGCCGAUAAAUUGCUGUUAAGGUACUGUUAUGUUGGAUAUUAGCCGUACAACAGUCCCACAGGCGAAAUAUCAUGCUAGUUAUUUGGAGGAAAUUCCAAUGUUGCAAAUGAAAUGUAAACAAAGAAAUUCAAAAAAAUAAAGAUCAGAGCUCAUGUUUGUCGAUUGUUGUAAAUAUGCUAUUACAUGCAGUCAACUAUUAACAGGUAUUAGGACUCAUUUCUUUACCUCCGUUUUGAGCAUAUGUAGUCCUCAAACUAGGUUUACCUGUAUGAAGAAACCAGGCAUAUAAGUAAAGCGAAAAUGAAGGAAUUAUCCUUUAGUUAUUCUAAUUAAAGCAGUUUUCCUUUAAUCUCUUUUUUAUUUUUAUUGAUGUUUAUCUUAACUUACUAGCAAAUUCUAAACUUUUAAAUUUUUGUGUGAAUGCAUAUUUUUAAAAUUUAUAAACGAUGUUUUACCAGAAUUUAGCUGUUUCCAAUUUUUUAAGCAUUGCAUUAAUUUUUAAAAAGAAAAUAGAGGUAAAACUCGAAGGUAGUAACUGAUUCUAACACUUCGGACGUCUGGCUAUUUUUUCCUUGAGAAGCUUUGUUAUGAGCUGACUCAAUUAGCAAUUCAAAGAACAAAAAAUAAACUUUUUGUUUUUAAAUUCUAUAUUAUCUUACAUAAUGAGGCAUUUAGUUUAAAUUCGUGAUUUAUCAAUGACUGAAAAACAUAUUUUGUUAAAACAAAAUUAUUCAUUCUAAUUUUUAAAUGAAUUAUCCUGUAACAUUGCUAGGUUUUAUAUUAAUAUUUUAUAAAUAUAAACGUUUAUCUAUAUUAGUAUAUGAAUUUAUACAAAUGAUUUAAACAUCAAUUUCGUACAGGACCGAUCAUGAACCACGUGGUCCGAUGUGAUCUUGUUUUGACCAGCUAGUAUUAACUAAUUUCAUCCUUUCUCAUCUACUUUAAAUUGAAAGUCAUUUAAGCCACAGAGCACGCGUUUUAUUGGUGACAGAAUUUCGAAAGAGUUGAAAAUUUGGUUUGAAUGUUUUUGGUGGUUGAAUGUUUUGUAACAUUUUUGACCUUUUACGAUUUUACUUUUCGAUUAAAACAAGAAAAUCUGUUAAGUAUAAUAAGAUCGAACAUAAAUGGCGGAGACAUUUGUGCUACACCAUCAAACAUGAAACGUUAACAUAGAUAUUAGAAAUAAAUUAGAAACAUGUAUAUCAAUUAUUGAAUUGAAUCAAAUUAGCAUUAUGUAAAACAAGCCUAACCAAGCGUACAUAACAAAAAAAAAACAGAUACCAUUAACGCAAUGACAUGUAUUGAAACUGUGGUAAUUGUUGCAAAAAAAUAUUUGUUAAAUAAAUAAAAUUUCCAGAA